AUGAAUAACUAGAUUUCUUUAUGCCGAAUCCAAUUACCUUAAGAAUCCGCUAUAACCGUAAUAUUAAAGGAAAAUCAUUUUUAUUAAUAUCGAUUAAAUUAGGAAAUGAAAAAAUUCUUAUUAUUGAUGACAUCAGUUAUCGGUAGUUAUUGCUUUAAUCCCAAUGACUAUGUAACAAUACCAUUCCUCAAAUUUCCAGACUCAUUGAGCUAUAAUGUUUUAGAGAUAAAUUCAAUUUUUGAAUAUUUGAUAGCAUGUGUAUACAUAGGAUUAUUCUACUAUUCGAUGUACUUCUGCAUCAGUCAUAUUUUGGUUUGGAGUCACCCUGCACCAAAGACCCCAGAUAGAAUAGCUCAAACAAGGGAAGAAAUGAGGAGAGGAAUCAAAGCUCUUUUUUAUGUAAUUUUGUUGACAACAGGAAUAAUAUGGAAAGUGCAGCCUUUGAAUCCUUAUUAUGGAUAUUAUGAGACACAUGGAAUUUGGAUUGAAGGAAUUCUUCAUUUCACUAGUCGUGUACAAUAAUAUUAUUAUGCAUAAAGAUAUAUGUUGACUUUCGAUGUGUGGUUUUACACUUCCCACAUAAUAGGACACACUCCCUUUUUUUGGAAGCAUCUCCAUGGGGAACAUCAUGAAUUUGUCGAGCCUGGAGCCUAUGCUUAAGAUGCAGUACACCCGAUAGAAGCUUUAAUAUAAGGGCCGAUUGGACAUUUCUUGCCUACAUUCAUCUAUCCAUUCCACCCAGUAUGUCAUCAUGUAUUUGGGUUGUUAACAUCGAUCUAUGCUCAAUUAGCACAUGAUGGAAGAUGGGAUCCAGCUGGCCACACUUUGCAUCAUUAUUAUUAUUCAUGCAAUUUCAGCAUUUGGGGAUUUUGCGAUUUCAUAUUUGGGACAGGUUACAACUAGGAGAAGUAUCCCAUUCCUUACAUUCCAACUUGGCUCAGAAGCAAGGUUAAUAAGAGUAAGAAUGAGGAUAAGAAAAUAAUGUGA
Paramecium tetraurelia is the source of this 987-nucleotide messenger RNA. RefSeq lists its product as uncharacterized. Gene Ontology annotation, molecular function: iron ion binding; oxidoreductase activity. The transcript is spliced from 2 exons. Lineage: Eukaryota; Ciliophora; Oligohymenophorea; Peniculida; Parameciidae. The record is from RefSeq and is a predicted model, not a curated record. Gene Ontology annotation, biological process: lipid biosynthetic process.